GAAAGUUCCAGAAUCAUCCAAUCAAGUAUAAAAGAAGGCUUAGGCGCGAUUCUCCCCAGUUCAAACAAGUGAAACAAAUAAAGUGCCAAAUCGAGAAAUAAAUCGAAGCGAAAUCGAAUAUUUUAGUGUUUUCGGAGUUGCAAGUGAAAGAAAUUUACAGAAAAUGUCGCUCUUACCAUAUUUCCUUGACGAUCCUUGCUUGUUCCGGCCGUCGAGGCUUUUGGAUCAACAUUUCGGGCUCGUGCUGGACCCGACCGAUUUAAUCCAACCUAUGAAUGUCCCCAGCUUAUUAAUUCGUUGUCCUGCUGGUUACUUCCGGAACUGGAAAUCAUCAGCCUCCGAACGAGAUUCAGGAUCGGCUGUAACUUAUGAUAAAGACAAAUUUCAAGCUAAUUUGGAUGUACAGCAGUUCAAACCCGAAGAAAUAACUGUUAAAGUUACCGGGGAGAAUACCAUCACUAUCGAGGGUAAGCAUGAAGAGAGACCGGACGAACAUGGUCAAAUUUAUAGACAUUUCGUGAGAAAGUAUGUUCUGCCCAAGAACUGUGACAUGGCUAGAGUGGAAUCGAAGCUGUCUUCGGAUGGUGUGCUCACCAUAAGUGCCCCCAGAGUAGAUGAUAAGCAGAUUGAACACAAAACCAUUCCAAUAUGUCAAACUGGAGAGCCAGCUAAACCAGUUGAGCAGAAGAGUGAUGGGGACAAAAAAUAAAUUUUGUAUUUUUUUAUUGCCGUUCAUAUUGUACCAGUUAUUAAUACUUUUGUACCAAUUUUGUUAAGUCUGAUGUAGCACUUAGUUUUUUUAAUUAUUAAUUAUUGUUAUCUGUUCUUGUAUGAAUUAAAUAAAACGACGGUUUUUUUU
Molecule: messenger RNA, 859 nt
Organism: Anoplophora glabripennis (Asian longhorned beetle)
Lineage: Eukaryota; Metazoa; Arthropoda; Insecta; Coleoptera; Cerambycidae
Product: protein lethal(2)essential for life
Exons: 1
Coding region: 164-709 (181 amino acids)
Biological process (GO): response to heat; protein refolding
Molecular function (GO): protein folding chaperone
Source: RefSeq, a predicted model, not a curated record